CCGGUACAUAUUAUUACCCUUCUUUUCUCUCUCUCGGGAUCGGACUCCAGCCAUGGCUGUGGUUCUUGGAAAUUUGGCUUUGUUACUAGACGUGACGUCUGCGAGGACCGUUACGACGGACCGAAAAUCUCGUCCCUUGGCGAUCGACGUCGUUUUGAACCUGCAGAAGAGGGAUCCUCAUUUCUCCCACGUUUCUCUUCCCAACAAGAGCCAACUCGACUACUGGGACGGGGAGAAUCGGGCACCCCGGGCCGUGGCUCGUGGCAAAGCGAAUUCGAAAGUAAAGGCGGUGGAUUUUGACGCGGCGUCCAGUGACGACGAUGAAAACGGCAACGGAUUUGAGGAGGAAGAGGAGGAGUACGAUUGGGAGAACGAAAUGAGGAAGAGAGUUAAAGAAAUUGAGGAGAUGAGGGAAUUGGAGAAGAAAGCAGAGGAGCUGCAGAGUAAAGCGGAAGCAGAGGAAACUGAAGGUGAAGAUGAAGGUGCAGAUAGAGAAGAAACCGAGGAGGAAAAGAGGAUGAGAGUGAGAAAAGAGCUCGAAAAGGUGGCUAAGGAACAGGCAGAGAGGAGAGCUACAGCACAAUUGAUGUUCGAAUUGGGCCAAAAGGCUUACGGAAAAGGCAUGUACGGACGUGCCAUUGAAUUUCUUGAAGGUGCUCUCACGAUCAUUCCCAGGCCAACAUUAUUUGGCGGUGAGAUUCAAAUAUGGCUGGCUAUGGCUUAUGAGGCGAAUAACCGCCAUGCGGACUGCAUUGCUCUGUACCAGCAAUUAGAGAAGAAGCACCCUAGUGUGAGCAUUCGACGGCAAGCUGCUGAACUCCGCUACAUUUUGCAAGCACCCAAACUCAAGAUAUCCCAGGAAGAGAUGGUUACAAUACCGCUGAUUGGUUCUAGUUACGACAGCUAUGCAGCGACAUGGACUGACAAGUACAAGGACAAAGAUCAGAAGACAAGCGGAUCAACAACCAAUCAGCUUCCCUCCUCCAGAGACUUUCUGGCUGAUUUUCUGGUGUGGCGACCUCCUGUUGGACUGGAGAAGAACAGAGCAUUUUGGGUUGCUUUGACUUUAUGGUUUGGCUUGGUGGGAGCUGCCGUUUUACUACAAAGAUGAAUCAUCCAGAACGGACUCCAUAAUUAUUGUUGUUGUUGGAUUAUGAUAUAUGUUCAUUUAAUUAUUUAUCGUGCCUUGUUAAUUUAAUGUCAAUAAUGUAUGUAUAAAGCAAAAGGAUGUGUUCCUUAAUGAUUUACAAGCACACUUGAGAUCUGUCAUCUAUGGCUGGAUAUCGAAUUGGGUAUGGUUAUUUCUUUGUACAAACAA
Molecule: messenger RNA, 1318 nt
Organism: Gossypium raimondii (Peruvian cotton)
Lineage: Eukaryota; Viridiplantae; Streptophyta; Magnoliopsida; Malvales; Malvaceae
Exons: 4
Coding region: 53-1111 (352 amino acids)
Cellular component (GO): chloroplast thylakoid membrane
Molecular function (GO): protein binding
Source: RefSeq, a predicted model, not a curated record